CGGUGUCUCGUUCCAUCGUACCCUAAUGAAAACGGAGCGGAUAAAGACCUGACGGAUAGAUCUCUAAUCUCAGGUCAACAGACUCUGUCCGAGAUCCAGCUCCUCUCUCUCCACCGCCUCAAACGUUCCCCGAAAGCACCUUCACCCACCACCAAGUCACCAACCCCAUCCCUCAAUUAUAAAUUUAUAUAAUAUUAUCACUGACCUCAAGUUGAUCCAACCUCCAGUCAAAAAUUUCUUUUUUGGUAGGAGAGAUCAAAGGAGGGUGUGAUUUAAGGGGGCCUGAAUUCCAAGAAACCCAUUGCCUCUUCUGCUACGAGGUGCUGUUGGAUUUCAGGCAGGAGCUCUGAAUCAGGGGGUUUCAGGUUUCAGGAAGCACAGCAAUGUCUGGCAAGGAAAUCUUCCACAAGGUGAAGGACAAGGUGAAAGAUGCUUUUAGUUCAUCAGGACCAGAAACAGGGAAAGGCAAGACAAAGUUGUCAGGCAGGCGUGUCAAGCAUGGUUACCAUCUGGUGAAGGGCAAGUCAAAUCAUCCAAUGGAGGACUAUCUAGUGGCAGAGUACAGGCAAGUUGGCGAACAUGAUUUGGGUUUGUUUGCGAUAUUUGAUGGUCACCUGGGCCACACUGUGCCAGAGUUUCUGCGUUCCCAUCUUUUUGAUAACAUCUUGAGUGAGCCAGAGUUCUUGAGUGACCCAAAAACUGCUAUCCGAAAAGCAUAUCAGCUUACCGAUGAGAAAAUAUUGGAAAAUGCAUCGGAGUUGGGAAGAGGAGGCUCCACUGCUGUUACUGCUAUCUUAAUAGGCAGUGACAAGUACGUGAAUCUUGUAGUUGCAAAUGUUGGGGAUUCGCGAGCAGUUAUUAGCAAGAGUGGUGUGGCGAAGCAGCUUUCAGUUGAUCAUGAACCAAACAAGGAGCAGCCAUCAAUCGAGAAAAAGGGUGGCUUUGUGUCAAACCUACCAGGUGAUGUACCACGUGUUGAUGGGCAACUGGCAGUUGCAAGGGCAUUCGGAGACCGGAGCUUAAAGAAGCACCUCACCUCUGAGCCAGAUGUGGUCGAAGAACCAAUUGAUGAAAAUAUGGAUUUUCUAAUUCUAGCAAGUGAUGGCUUGUGGAAGGUGAUGUCGAACCAAGAGGCGGUGGACGAGAUCAAGGACUUCAAGGAUGCGCAGGCAGCCGCAAAGCACCUGACUGAGCAGGCUGUGAACAGGAAGAGCAAAGAUGACAUAUCAGUCAUCGUCGUCAAGUUCCUGUGCUAGCGAAAUGUCAAGCUGUUCACCUCCAAGUUGUACAACUGUUGUCGUGUUAAACGGUCUUAAUGCUUGCUGCUGUCGGGUAUUGUGUUUAACCUUCUUUUGUUUUGGGGACAAUCCACAAAGGGUAUCAAUCAAGGCUUGUAACGUAUUGUUGUGUGUUAAAGGCUCCAAAUAAAGUAUGUAUCAACUACCAUCAUUGUAAUUUAAGUUCGUUGUUGUUCA
Phragmites australis (common reed) is the source of this 1475-nucleotide messenger RNA. RefSeq names its product probable protein phosphatase 2C 62. The transcript is spliced from 5 exons. NCBI's taxonomy places the organism in Eukaryota, Viridiplantae, Streptophyta, Magnoliopsida, Poales, Poaceae. Gene Ontology annotation, biological process: protein dephosphorylation. Gene Ontology annotation, cellular component: cytosol; nucleus. The record is from RefSeq and is a predicted model, not a curated record. Gene Ontology annotation, molecular function: protein serine/threonine phosphatase activity. The coding region runs from base 384 to 1256 and encodes 290 amino acids.